AAGCAACCGCAACGCCUCCGUGAGCUGUCAUCAGCCGUAAAACGUAAACAAAUCGCUGACAACUCGGUUAGAGACCGCGCCAUAUCAACAAAAUCGAAAACAUUGAUGGUGCAUUAUAAAGCCGGUUUUGUCGUCAAUUAACUUUAGUACUAAACAUGGAUCCUCCGGUUGAUGUAAAUGUGGUUAAACAAGACAUCCUUGUCGGAAUGGUCGAGUGUGAGAAACGGUGCUUGAUGCAAUGCACCAAGUGGCUUGCGGAAUUGAAUCACGGUCUCUCCGAAGCAACGGUUGAGCUGCAUGGCAAUGCGGCCCUGAAAAACGUGCACGGUGGAAUCGAGGAUUCCGAGUACGAUAGCUACUUGCUGGCGAAAAGCUAUUUCCUCGUACGAGAGUAUGACCGGUCGGCUUACUUCACGCGGAACUGCGUGUCACCGGUGCCAAAAUUUCUGCACCUGUACGCAACGUACAUGUCGAAGGAGAAGAAACGACUAGACAACAUGACCGACAGUUCGGUCGUUAGUUCGGUGAACCAUGCGAAGGAUUUUUCCGAACUAUUAAGCAUCCUGCGGACGGAGCACAGCCAACAGUCGCUGGACGGUUACUGUCUGUAUCUUUAUGGUGUCAUACUGAAGAAGCUCGACCUAACCGACAUCGCGGUGCGAGUGUUUGUCGAAGCAAUCAACGCCGAACCGAUGCUGUGGAGCGCCUGGUUAGAGCUGGCACCGCUUGUAAACGAUAAAAGAAUGUUGGAAAGCUUGAAGCUACCGAAUCACUGGAUGAAAAGCAUAUUUGAAGGUUAUACGUACAUUGAGCUGUUCCAAAACGACGAAGGCAUCAAAAUCUUUGAGCAUCUUCAAAAGAAUGGAUUCAGCAAGUGCAUCUUCAUACCCACCUUGCUUGCGAUCGCUUAUUCGAAUAAACGAGAUGUAGAUCGUUCGAUCGACAUAUUCCAGCAUCUGCAGAGCGUCGAUCCAUACCGGCUAGACAAUCUCGAUUCCUACUCAAAUCUGCUGUUCGUCAAGGAUAUGAAAACGGAAAUGUCCCAUCUUGCACACAAGGUGGUCGAGAUUAACAAGUACAGCCCGGAAACGUGUUGCGUUGUGGGGAAUUAUUACAGCAUACGAUCGGAUCACUAUAAAGCGGUCAUGUAUUUCCAACGCGCGCUCAAACUAAAUCCUCAAUAUCUUUCGGCCUGGACACUAAUGGGGCACGAGUUUAUGGAGAUGAAAAAUACCAAUGCCGCUAUUCAAAGUUACCGCCAAGCGGUUGAGGUUAACAAACGAGACUUUCGGGCGUGGUAUGGACUGGGUCAGGCGUACGAAAUCCUUAAAAUGACGUUUUAUAGUUUAUACUACUACAAAUCGGCCCAACAGUUGCGUCCGUACGACAGCCGCAUGUUGGUCGCACUGGGUGAAACGUACGAAAAGCUCAACAAAGUGGCCGAUGCGCUCAAAUGCUACCAGAAAGCGUACAACGUGGGAGACAUCGAGGGUGUUGCGCUGUACAGCAUGGCAAAGCUGUACGAAAAGCAAGGCGAAACGGAAAAAGCUAUCCCUGCGUUUAUUAAGUUCUGUUCCGACGACAAACUGAUUGCCGACAAGGCGUCCCUGUGUCACGCGUACAUGACGCUCGGGAAUUACUACGAAAAGAUCGAAGAUCUCGACAAGGCGUCCUAUUUUGCGUACAAAUGCUUAGACUACGAAGAAAUGAAACGGGAAGCAGAAUCCUUGCUGAAAAGCAUUGCCAACAAGCGAGCGCAUAAGGCAACUACGUCCGGGGCAGCAACCACGUCCGGAGCAACCAAAUCUGCUGAGGAUGAAAAUCGGGAUAAUGAUGCACCGGAUACGUACGGUGGCGAGGAUAUGGAGAUGGAUGAAACGAAUCUUUCCAAACGGAUUGACAGUGCGAUCGGCAGGGACGAAGAACCGGGAAACAAUGAGCUGGCAGAAAGUUCCGGGAUGCACGAAUUCCACAUGGAAGAUACGUACGAUGUGAACGAAUGAAGGAACAAACAUCUCACAUUCUUUUGGUUACGCCAGUGUUUAGUUAAUACGAUUAGUUUAGUUAUAAGUUUAAUUUAAUAAUAAAAAAAUGCCUUAUGAAAGGAAAAACUAGGUAUUU
Molecule: messenger RNA, 2121 nt
Organism: Anopheles funestus (African malaria mosquito)
Lineage: Eukaryota; Metazoa; Arthropoda; Insecta; Diptera; Culicidae
Product: cell division cycle protein 23 homolog
Exons: 2
Coding region: 156-2003 (615 amino acids)
Biological process (GO): cell division
Cellular component (GO): anaphase-promoting complex
Molecular function (GO): protein binding
Source: RefSeq, a predicted model, not a curated record